AUGGUCUCCAACAAAUUGAUUGUUGCUGCUUUCGCAGCCUUGGCUUCGAUGGCCAAUGCAAGCCCCUGCAAGCCGUCGUUUACAAAGGCCGUCACUACCUCUGCCACCGAAACUGCUGGAUCUUCCACUUAUGUCGAGACCAGCACUGCGAUUACUGAGAGCGAGACUGUAACUCAGAGUGAGACAGCGACCACGGCCACUGAUGCUACCACGGAGGCUCUCACCACUGAACCAUCAACGACUGUUGCCGAGAGUGCUACCACAACCACGGCAGUCGACGAGCCUCUCCUCACCAACGCUGGCUUCGAAGAUGGUACAACUGCCCCGUGGCAGUUGCAGACGGAACGUGGAGAUGCCUUGACUCUUGGCAGCGGCUACCAGAGCCCAGCCUCUGGUAAAAUCCAGUUUGGCAACGUCCAAGGCAGCCAGUACGGUAAUCUUAUUAUCCAAAAGAUCAAUAAGAAAGCACUCAAGGCGGGCUUAUAUGAACUCCAAGGCUAUACCCGCGUUGAUAGCUAUAGCCAGAGCGGCGACGGCUGUAGUCGCAUCAUCGCUGCUUGCCUCACGGGAUCUGGAGAUAGCUCGGUCAUCAUACCAGGUUCGCUGUUGCGUGCAAGCGCUGAGGAUUCCGCCAGUGACUGGUCCCAGUUAGAAACGACGUGUAACUUCACCGAUGAGAUGCUGGCUGCAGAUGACGACAUCAGCGUCGUGUUUGGGUUCGCCUGUGCUAAUUCGGGUGCCUACCUCGACUCUGUCGAGCUCACGCCAGGCGCUGUAAUCCCCAACACCGACACUACCACGGUUGCCACCAGCAGUGAGACUAGUAUGGUGAUUACUACCACUCAAGCGACCACAGAGGCCACCUCUAUCGAGAGCUCAACAAUCGCUACCGAGACUGCUACCACGACCACCGUAGCCGAUGCAGACCCGACACCUGUUCUCAUCAACAGCAGCUUCGAUCUCGAUACUACUGAGCCAUGGCUAUCGACUCGCUCCGAGACCGUUUACCGCGACACCAACAAUCCCUUGGAAGGCCCCGCCUCUGGACGACUCGAAUUUGGAAUCGAUGGUGGUCAGGCAUACUACAACUACUUCUACCAAAAGAUCGACACGAAGGACCUCAAGGCAGCCUCUUACCGUCUCUCCGGCUCCAUCCGCGUCGACUACUACACUAAUAGCGUAAGUGGCGACGGAUGCAAUGCCCUCGCGCUUGGUUGUACACUUGGAGACCCAAACAACUACGAUCGUGUUCCGGGCUCAACCGUAAUGGGCAGUCCUAGCGGCGCUGUGAACAACUGGGUUCCACUUGAUACAACUUGCACGUUUACGGAGGACAUGCUGUCUGAGCAUGACUAUGUUAGCAUUACUUUUGGAUUCAGCUGUGCCGAGGUCGGAGCCAACCUCGACGCUGUGACAUUCCAAGAAGUUGUUUAG
Fusarium mangiferae is the source of this 1434-nucleotide messenger RNA. RefSeq lists its product as uncharacterized. The record is from RefSeq and is a predicted model, not a curated record. The transcript has a single exon. Lineage: Eukaryota; Fungi; Ascomycota; Sordariomycetes; Hypocreales; Nectriaceae. Bases 1 to 1434 code for a protein of 477 amino acids.